This is a messenger RNA of Cylas formicarius (sweet potato weevil), 2537 nucleotides long. It is a transcript of the gene Mcm6, whose product is annotated as DNA replication licensing factor Mcm6. The coding region runs from base 96 to 2495 and encodes 799 amino acids. The record is from RefSeq and is a predicted model, not a curated record. Gene Ontology annotation, cellular component: nucleus; MCM complex. NCBI's taxonomy places the organism in Eukaryota, Metazoa, Arthropoda, Insecta, Coleoptera, Brentidae. Gene Ontology annotation, biological process: mitotic DNA replication; double-strand break repair via break-induced replication; DNA replication initiation. Gene Ontology annotation, molecular function: single-stranded DNA binding; single-stranded 3'-5' DNA helicase activity; ATP binding. The transcript has 10 exons.
UUCGCGCCAAAUUUUGUUUAAUAGUGAAUGUGGUAUGCUUUAAGUUUGAAUGUUAACUUAUUAACUUUGCUUAAUUGUCUGGAUAAUUAUCGAAAAUGGAUGUAGCUGAUGCCAACGUUGGUCAAAGGCAACAUCGAGAUGAAAUCGGAGUAAGAUGCCAGAAGCUUUUUCAAGAUUUCUUAGAAGAAUAUAAAGAGGAUGGCGAAUUAAAAUAUUUGGAACCGGCGAAAGAGUUACAAAAUGAAGAAAGAAGCACAAUCGAGAUAAGUUUUGAAGACGUUGAAAAGUAUAACCAAAACUUGGCUACAACUAUCAUCGAAGAGUAUUUCAGAAUAUAUCCGUUUCUUUGCCAAGCUGUUUCUAAUUUCGUAAAAGACCGCACUGAUAUGAAAAAGCCGAAGGAAUGUUACAUAGCAUUUAUGGAUGUUCCUACAAGGCAUGUUGUUAGGGAAUUAAAGACUGAUAAAGUCGGUACACUGAUUCGUAUCUCGGGUCAAGUUAUCAGGACUCAUCCUGUUCACCCCGAGCUGGUUUUGGGCACUUUUGUGUGUUUAGAAUGCCAAACUGUUAUCAAAAAUGUGGAACAACAAUUUAAGUACACAAACCCUACAAUAUGUAGGAAUCCAGUUUGCAGCAACAGAAGACGGUUUAUGCUCAACGAUGAUAAAUCUGUUUUUGUGGACUUUCAAAAAGUAAGGAUUCAAGAGACGCAGGCUGAGUUGCCUCGAGGUUGCAUUCCAAGGAGUUUAGAAGUUAUUUUGAGAGCUGAAAAUGUCGAAACUGUACAGGCUGGUGAUAGAUAUGACUUCACUGGUACACUGAUCGUUGUCCCGGACGUGGGCGCAAUGUCCAUCCCUGGUGCCAGAACCCAAAUUGAAUCUAGGCAUAAGCAUGGGGAUGAAGCGGAAGGAAUCCGAGGUCUCAAAGUGUUGGGUGUACGUGAAUUGCACUAUCGCAUAGCGUUUCUAGCAUGCAGUGUACAGCCUACUAAUCCCAAAUUCGGAGGAAUCGAAUUGCCUUUAGGGGACAUUACACCAGAAAUAAUGCGUCAGCAGAUGACGGAAAGCGAAUGGAAGCACAUGUAUGAAAUGUCUCAUGACAGAAACCUCUACCAGAACAUGAUUAACAGUCUGUUUCCAAGCAUUCACGGAAAUGAAGAAGUGAAGAAGGGCAUUCUACUUAUGUUAUUUGGCGGGGUGUCAAAAACUACAAUUGAGGGUACAACUUUGAGAGGCGACAUCAAUUGCUGCAUAGUCGGCGACCCUAGCACAGCGAAAAGUCAAUUCUUGAAGCAAGUAUCCGAGUUCUCACCUAGAGCUAUCUACACUUCGGGCAAAGCUUCAUCUGCAGCUGGGCUUACAGCGGCGGUAGUCAGAGACGAAGAAUCCUCAGACUUCGUGAUUGAAGCAGGUGCUUUGAUGUUGGCAGAUAAUGGAGUCUGUUGUAUCGACGAGUUUGACAAAAUGGAGCUUAAAGACCAGGUCGCUAUUCAUGAGGCCAUGGAGCAGCAGACAAUAUCUAUAGCAAAGGCCGGUGUCAGGGCCACAUUAAAUGCUAGAACUUCAAUUUUGGCGGCUGCUAAUCCGAUUGGGGGACGCUACGAUCGAGCCAGAUCAUUGCAGCAAAAUAUUCAAUUGUCGGCACCUAUUAUGUCCAGGUUUGACUUGUUCUUCAUACUUGUGGAUGAGUGUAAUGAGGUCAUAGACUAUGCUAUUGCAAGGAAGAUAGUGGAUUUGCAUAGCAAUAUUGAAGAGAACAUUGCUCAGGUUUACUCCAAGCAGGAGGUGUUACAAUAUAUUAAUUUUGCACGGAAAUUUAAGCCAGUAAUCAACAAAGAAGCGAGAAGCUUGUUAGUCAGUUACUACAGUCGGUUGAGACUGCGAGAUAGUACAGCUGCUGGGAAAUCUACGUGGCGUAUAACUGUAAGGCAACUGGAGAGUAUGAUUCGGCUGUCGGAAGCGAUGGCCCGGAUGGAUAUUAGCGAUGAAGUGCAACCGAAACAUGUCAAAGAAGCUUAUAGACUAUUAAACAAGUCUAUAAUUCGGGUAGAGCAGCCAGAUAUCCACUUGGACGCGGACGACAACCAUUCAGUACAUGAAGAUGAAGUUUUAGAGGAAGAGAGGCCGCAAACGCCUGCUGCACCAGCGCCAGCUAAAAAGAAGAUGGUUCUCAGCUAUGAAGAGUAUAAGAACCUGUGUAACAUGAUUGUGGUUCAUAUGAGAAGGGAGGAACUGAGGUUUGAAGAAAGUGGUAGUGGAGGUAUCCAUAAGAGUGACUUAGUUGGGUGGUACCUUACUCAAAUGGCCGACUUAAUAGAGUCAGAAGAAGAGUUGAUAGAAAAGAAAGACAUGAUUGAAAAAGUAAUUGAUAGAUUGUGUUUUCAGGAUAAUAUUAUUAUCAGUCUAACGGAAGCGGGACUCAAAGGUCGCGCUGAAGAAGACACCGAAGAUGACGAUCCUUUGCUAGUAGUUCACCCGAAUUAUAUAGUAGAUUAAGAUAUUAAUUUUUAUGAAAUAAACAGUACUCUUUUAAAUAAA